GUAAUUGGGAAAGAAGUCAAUUUCCGUCUAGAUGACAAAAGCCUAAAACAAGCUCAUCGCUAUGUUUUACUGCAUCAUUCUGAUGAAAUUCAAGAUCUUCUCGAAGAAUUUUUAAAUCUAAAGCGACAAAUGAAUACACAUAACCCAAUCACUGAAAGUGAUGAAAGUGAUUGGAUCAUCAACGAGUUUGGAGAGUGGUUGCGAAGUCAGGUACACUCAAUAGAUGAAUCCACCGAAGAUGGGAAACUUAGAAAAAUUCUGGCAGGGGGAUUGAAUUGUUAUGGUAGAAAAAUGAAGGGCUUUAUGAUCAAUGGGUAUAAAUUUCAGUUCAUGGACCGUGAUAGCCGUUUGACUACCCAAAAUUCUGGAAUCAUGGUUGAAGCAGAUGGAGAAGCAUAUUAUGGGAAAGUGAAGGAUAUAUAUGAAUUGGACUAUUAUGGGACUUACAAAGCUAUAUUGUUUCAUUGUGUUUGGGUAGACAUACAUAGGGGUGUUAAAUCAGAUCAAAAUGGCUCUAUAUGUGUUAAUUUCUCUAAGUUGAUGCAUUCAGGAAGAAAUUUGCAAGAUGAUCCUUUUAUUUUCUCAUCUCAAGCAAAACAGGUUUUCUACAUUGAAGAUGAGAUACGAAAAGGUGUAGAACUUCCUGUCAAAAAGAGAGAGAACGAAGAGGUUUAAUUAGGUGCCUCAUAAUGAGUUACAGAAGUAAAAGAACUGCUUUACCCCCUGGCGAGGCUCAAUUUUCUUCAAAUAAGCAACCCACUUCGACAUCCUUACAGUCUAAGUCCAGCCAUAUUGCAGUGUCACAAUCCAACUUUUCAGAGUCUUCUAACCAAUCCACCCAAUGGGGACCAUUUAGCCCUCCAACACUUGGAAGAUCACAAACGUUUGGGCACAUAUUGCAACCAAACAAAUCUUCUAUUAAUGCAUCAAAACCCACAUCUACAUCAUCUUCAUCUGUAGCUGCUGCAUCAAAAGCAGGUAUGCCAACUAUAAUGCCAUCAAACUCCCAACAAAAGAUGUCAUCAAAACCUCCUUUAACCCCAUCACAACCUAGAUCGUAUCCUAUGUUACAAUCUGUAACACCACAAACAUCACAACUCCCUCAUAAAGAAACACUACAGCCUCACAAAGGAACAAUUCAACCUACUAAACCAUGAAAGCAUCACAAGGCUACAGAGCAUCCGACUAUUCCACCUUUUACUAAAGCUAAAACUGGUGCACUUCCGUCACAAGAAACAACAUAAGUCCCUCAUAAAGAAACAACUCAGCCGACUAAAGCAUCAAAGCAACCUCAAAAAGCUACCGAACAUCCGAGUAAACAACCUUUUCCUGGAGCUAAAACAGGUGCACUGUCGGUGGGAGCUUCACAAUAACCUAUUGUCUCUUCUUUGACUGGAGCUAAAUCCCAA
This is a messenger RNA of Chenopodium quinoa (quinoa), 1409 nucleotides long. RefSeq lists its product as uncharacterized. The coding region runs from base 130 to 675 and encodes 181 amino acids. The transcript is spliced from 5 exons. The record is from RefSeq and is a predicted model, not a curated record. Lineage: Eukaryota; Viridiplantae; Streptophyta; Magnoliopsida; Caryophyllales; Amaranthaceae.